AAAUCACAGCACCAGACGCCACCCACCACCGUUCCUCCCAUCCCACACUCGCUCGCAGCUCGAGAUCGUCGGCCAUGUCCGGGCGCGGCAAGGGAGGCAAGGGCCUAGGCAAGGGCGGCGCCAAGCGCCACCGGAAGGUCCUCCGCGAUAACAUCCAGGGCAUCACCAAGCCGGCGAUCCGGCGGCUGGCGCGGCGGGGCGGCGUGAAGCGCAUCUCGGGGCUCAUCUACGAGGAGACCCGCGGCGUGCUCAAGAUCUUCCUCGAGAACGUCAUCCGCGAUGCCGUCACCUACACCGAGCACGCCCGCCGCAAGACCGUCACCGCCAUGGACGUCGUCUACGCGCUCAAGCGCCAGGGCCGCACCCUCUACGGCUUCGGCGGCUAAGGGCCGGCCGGCCGACGGGAGUCACUCUUUGUCGCCGCCUGCAGAUUCCAGAAGCCUGAUGAAGCCCCGACUUGUUUAGUUCGCUAUUUCCUCUGUAGUUUGAACUCAAUCGUGGAACAAAGUUAUUCGCAUAUAUUGUUGGAAAUGAAGCUUGUCUGUUGUCUC
Messenger RNA from Triticum aestivum (bread wheat), 551 nucleotides. The record is from RefSeq and is a predicted model, not a curated record. Lineage: Eukaryota; Viridiplantae; Streptophyta; Magnoliopsida; Poales; Poaceae.